AUGGUGGGCACUGAGCCAAGCUGGACGACCAUCCCCGGGAAGGCUGGCGCAAUCCACAACCACGUGUGCCGGAAGACCUAUGAAAAACAUAUCUUAGAGUCCAACAUCCCCUGGCACAGUGGUUACCCCAUCGAGAGGUCCGUUUCCCCUCGGCCACGGAGCCCGAUGCCUGGAAAUGACCAGCUGGCCAAGCGAAGUGGGACCUCCAGGUCCCUUUGCAGCUGCAGCACAAGUAGUACCUUGGGCCGUCAGGACACCCACAGAGCCAUGCGGCAAUCACGAGGCUUGUGGAGGGAGUUGCCCGGAUAUGGAAAGAAUGGCGCUUUGCAAAUCACAGGACCCAGAAGUCAGCACCCCUUCACAGCCGAGACCCUGGAGUUUGCCGGUCGACGGGUGCCUGGGAAGGAGAUGGUGUGCAGCGAUGAUCCUGGAGCCAGGCGGAGCUUAAGUCCUGCGCGGGAACGUUACCUGAUGGAGAUGUCCGCCAGCGCGCCCAGCCGUGAUCUCGCGCCCGCGCGGCUGCGACGCACGGCGCGGAAGGCUCGUCCGGCCUCGCCGUCGCGGUCGCCCUCCCCACCGGUGGCUGGCGGAAAGGAGGAGGCAAGGCACUUCUCUCCUGCACCCCAGCCGCCCAGCCGUUGUGAGCGCGAGCGCUCGCCUCCACGCAGCGGUUCGCCUGGAGGGGAGGACCAGGCUCUACUCGCCUCACAGUCUCAGUUGGGCUCGUGGAUGUCUUUAGGAGAUGAGCCUGCUGCGGAGGGCCUGGCUAAGGCGCUUUCAAGGCCAGCUGUGGAGCCGCCGGCACUGCCGGCACCGCCUGUGGAAUGGGUGGCUGGCCGUUCUGGCGUCAACGCCCAGGUACCUCAUGUGCCGCCAUAUGCAGUACCCCUCUCUGCUGCCGUGGCACACGCAGCGAGCGCAGCAAAUGCAGCAAGCACAGCAAACGCAGCGAGCGCGGCAAACGCAGCGAGCGCCGCUAACGCUAACGCAGUGAACGCGGAGCCACAGCCUUUGCAACUGCCCUUGGUGCCGCGUGUGGUCUGUGCCACAGGUGGUGUUGCAUCAGGUGCAGAGGUUGGAGAUUCCUUGCGCCAUGUCAUCCAAGAGAGCAGCCACAGGAACUGGUUCGGGCCCGAGAACAGAGACCCAGCAGUAAAAGUGCAGGGAUUUCAGCAAGAAAGGUUCCGCCAUGCGUGGACGCUGUGGACGCUGCAGUGCCAACCAGACGUCCAGAGCGGGGCACUCUCAGCUCUACAUGGUCUGCGGAUCAAGAAACCACCGCCGCUUAUCACCAUCAAAGGACCCAUGAUGAACCAACCAGAAAACCACAGCCUCUCAGUCUCAGCCCAGCUGGCCGGGUCGGGCCGUUCCGAUCUGAUUCAUCAGGGCCGUGGCACAAGCUGCUCGAGCACGUUCGGCGAGCAGGGGAGCCCGAUCAGGGCGGAUUUGGGCGGCAGAUUGGACAAGAGUGCCGACGGCAUGGGUCAUCGUUUAUGGCAGUUGCUUGGUCCAGCUCCAGCACAGGAGCGACUGGCAGUAUCCGGUGACCGGUUGAAGGCCGAGCCUGAGUCUGCCGAGCCUGAGCCCGAGCCACACGAUGCGAAGCUCCACGACCUGCAGACAGUGAAGGAGACUGAAGAGUCCACCGAGGGAGCCUUGGGCACCCGGUCACAGGACGGUACUGGCCCGGUGCGGACAAUGGUGACAACGGUGCGGGACUUGGUCUGGGUGCCAGAGGUGUCGGAUGAAGUCAAUGAAGUCGCGCGUGCGGUGAGUGCCAGCCCCACCGUGGGGCCGAGCCUGACCUGGUCCGGCCUCCGCCCGGGCUCCAUGUUCCCCGCUGGGCCGGGCGGCCCAGCUGGAGCGGCCUUGGGCUGGCGCACCUUCCGGCUGCUGGGGGCCUUCCAUCGCUACGUUGGUGACCAGACUCUCAGGCUCCUGCAGCUUAGCCUGGCAGAGCGACUUAAGGUGCGACUCUUUUCGGGAACACCCAGUCCCGAGGGAGGGCAUCAUGGGAUGGGAAGGUCCCCGCCUUUAGCUCGCUUGGCGACUCCGCGACAAAGGGCGCCCUACGCGGUGACCGGCCCGGAGCUCUUUGUUUGUGCGAAGGGAGCCAAGGCUCCGGAGUUCGUGCCCUCCGCGGUCAAAGAAGAAGGCGUGGUGAUGAGAGACGAUAUGAUAUGCCGCGAUGAAUUGAAUUUGGGCAGUUAUAGCAGGCUUCGCGAGAUGCAGCAGGGUCUGGUGGCCACUGUUGAGCUGGCAUGCAAGCGUGCCUUGAAGGGCCACUUCUCCAGGCUGAUUUUGGUGGGCAGUGCGGCGCUGAGGGUGGAGACCCCGGGCAGCGACGUGGACGUCGUUUGCUUCACCCGGCGGGAUGGCAGUCAGGCCGGGCUACCGGUGACGGUGCUGCGGAAGGUGCACUGGUCCUUGAAGGAACUGGUGAGCCAGUUCCACGACUACAUGUACUUCUCAAUGGAGAGUCGGCCAGCCUUGGCCGUGAAGAACAACGUGGCCUUGGAUCCUGUGAGCGGUGGUGGCUGGCUGCCCUCCAAGCGGAAGAAGCUCCGCCCGGACCCCGUGCCGCCCGAGCAGCCCGCGCCGCCCGCGGCUCAUGGGCCGAAGCCACCCGAGCCGGCGAGUGGGCUGAAGCCACCCGAGGCCUUGCUGACCAAAGCGCAGCAAACAGUGGUGGACUUGGUGCUGCGUGGUCACAAUGUCUUCUUGACAGGUGCUGCGGGCUCCGGGAAGUCGGUCGUCCUGGAAGCAGUGAACCACCAAGCCAAGCGUCAAGUGGCACUGACCGCGGCAACUGGUGGGGCGGCAUUGCUGAUUGGUGGAGAGACCACGCAUGCGUGGGCAGGAUUGGGGCAGGCCACAGGCUCUGCGGAGGAGCUGGUGCAGCGAGUGCGCUCGGAUGCUGCUGCCUGCCAUCGCUGGACUGGGACCACGUUACUGGUCAUCGAUGAGGUCUCGAUGAUCUCAGCGCGCUUGUUGGAUAUUCUGGACCUUUGUGGUCGCGCUGCACGGGGAACGGUUCAGCGUCCUUUCGGAGGCUUGCAAGUGCUUCUUUGCGGAGACUUCCAUCAGCUGCCGCCGGUGAGUCGGAAAGAGGGCUGGGCGUUCCAGGCCAAGGUGUGGGCGGAGGCCAUCAGCAUCUCCUUGGAGCUCACGGAGGUGCUUCGAACCGAUCCUGAGGAGCAGCAGCUCGCGCUGGCCUUGGAGGAGGUGAGGAAGGGCCAAGUUGGGCAAAGCUCCUGGCAGUUCUUGGAGUCUUUGGCAUCCAAACCCAGGCCGCGAGACCGUUGCCCUGUGGUGGUGGUGCCCACCAAUCGCCAGGCAGAUCAGAUCAACGAGGCAGCCUUGAAAGCCUUGAGCGCUCAGGCGGAGGUCCACUGCUACUCAGCGGUGUGCAUGGGCCAGCGGACGAGGAUGGAGGUGCCUCAAGAACUUUGCCUUUGCCAGGGCGCUGUAGUGGUGCUCACCGCAAGCAUCAGGGUGGGUCCUCAAGGUGACGUGAAGUGGGCCAACGGGCUUCGUUGCUGUGUCACAGGCUUCGUGGAACUGCCACGGCGGGUCUUCGACCACCGGCAUCCUGACUUCGAUCCGGUCAGCCGCAGCCUGCGUCAGUUCCUGCUGCGACACGAGGGAAAGUUGCCAAAGCUUCAGGCUUUGCAAGACACUGAUGUUGGAGAGCAGGUCCUCUAUCCUGUGCACUUCGGAGAGGACACGGGCACUGAGGACGGAGGUCUAGUGCAGUUGCCUCUCCGUUUGGGUUGGGCCUUGACCGCUCAUCGCGCGCAGGGCGCCUCGCUGGAGACCGGUGCUGUGGCCAUGCUGCGGGGGCUCUUCUCGCCCGGGCAGGCCUACGUCACCCUGUCACGGUGCCGGCGUGCGAAAGACCUGUGGAUCGAAGGCCUACCUGCCCGCAGCUCCGAUGGGCAUGUGGCGGCCUUUGCUCCAGAGCCUGAGGUACAGUCCUUUUAUGCGGCCAUGCGGGAGCUCAUCGACGACGCCCGCGUGCCCAUCCUAAGCCCGACGCCCAGCAUUGAGCGGAGGAGAGGAAGAUGCGCUUCGCCUGCCGUCCGAGCCGAUCCGAAACCGCCCAGGGGUGACCUGUGGCCCACGAGGUUCCAGCGCGUGGGGGCGGCUCCACGGCCCACCGAGCCGCCACCGCCGGUGGCGCCGCUGGUGACGUUGACCUUGCGCUGUGUGAAGUGGUGGCUUACCCACGCUGGCCCGGCCGCCGAGGAGUAUCGGAGCUGGGCGAUGGGAAAACCGUGUGGUCCAACGACGGUCAUGUUUUUGGCCGUGACUGCCUGGCUGUUGAUGGCAGUCCACGUGUGCUCCUUGAAGGAGAACCAACACGAGGCCUCAGUGCCGCGCCCCAGUCAGUGCCACGCCUCAGUGCCGCGCAAGGUCUCUUCGACCCAGCGCCCCAUGGCGCCACGCCCAGACGACGAGGCUCAGAGCACAAACCACAUCAGUUCCAUGUUCCAGAGCUCGGUGGAUGUUCGCACCCCGGGCGCCGAGCUUGGCACCCCCGACAGAGCGAAGACGCACGUUCUUGACGCUUCAAGCUUUACACGCCACUUUACGGCGCGGACCGGACGGAGACCGCCAGUGCGGCGGCACGUGGGGCACGUGGAGACUGCCAACAACGGCGUGGCGCCAGGCCUUGGAGACAGGCCCUGCAAGCGAAAGAGCGCACGUCGAAGCCCUACGUACAUGUCGCAGUGCUUGGCGUGCGACCUUCUAUCUGCUGCCGAACGAUGCACCCCCAGUGGCCUUCCACACGGGCAUUGCAGCACUCGGUCGGGCCGAGCGAUGGCUGGCUGCCCUGGCGUUGGUCGAGCAUUUGCCGACCCGGCGUCCUUCUCCCAGUUUCAGCGCCACCACUGCACUUCCCUGGCACCAUGCCUUGCAGCUCCUCCACCACUUGCGCCACCGUCGCCUGCGUGCCACCUGCAAAGCCUUCUCCGCCUGCCUCGCCUCGCGCGCCGCAGCGCGCGGCCGACCGACGCCCUGGCGCUGGGCGCUGUCGGUGUCGACGGAGCUGCCACGGCUACGGGUCCUGCUGGACCCGGCGGCCUUGGGCACCGUGGUCCAGAGCCUUGCGACCUUCUCCCAGUGGCGCAAAGCCCAGAUGCUGCUGAACUGCUGCUGGAGGUUGGUCAACGUGGCCACCCUGAACGCGGCGGUCAGUGCCUGCGAGAGGGUCGCUGCCUGGCCGCAGGCCCUGUGCUACGCCGACCCAUCCGGCCUUGUGUGGCCUGGAGCAAGUCGACCGAGGUGGUGCUCCCUGACAUCAUCACCUACAAUACUGCACUCAGCGCUUGUGGGAAUGGCGGCAAGCUUCAGCAGGUGGUGAAUCUGAUGGCGAAGAUGCGUCGCGUGGUCCGCUUGGAUGCGAUCACCUACACGGCUGCGAUCAGCACGUGUGAGAAGCGGCUUCAUUGGCAAGGGUCGGUGGGCUUCUUGGAUGAGAUGCGAGAUGCUCAUCUUCGAGCAAAUGUGAUCACGUACAACGCGGUGAUGGCCACCUGUGGACCGGCUUGGGAGGCUUCCUUGGUCGUGUUGAGGCAGUCUCCAAGCAAAGAUCUCGUGUCCUACAACACGGCUUUGAGCUCUUGUGAAAAGGGUGAGCAAUGGCUGCGGGCCUUCAGUCUCUUCAGCACUGUGGCGCCCAGCGUCAUCACCUACAAUGGUUGCUUGAGUGCCACAGCCAAAGUGCAGUUGUGGCGCGCUGCUCUCGACCUGCUCCAGCUCAAUCCUCGGCCCAGCCUCAUCAGCUUUAACACUGUGAUGAGUGCCACCGAGAGAGGACGGCAGUGGCACAUGGUCGCUGACCUGUACAUGCAGCUUUCGCAGCAGCAGCUCCAGCCCGAUGCCUUCGCUCACGCAGCCUUUGCAGCGCACACGCCCUGGCGCCGGGCGCUGGCGGCGCUGGCGCGGGCAGCGCUGGGACAGCACCGACAACAGUCUUUAGUCGCCUUCCUGGAGCUCGUUCAGAGCUGUGAGCAAUCCACCUCAUCUUCGUACAUCUUCCCAGCGCUCAUGGCAGAGCUAAGCCGGUUGGCCCUGCGGCACAGCCGGAGGCGAAUCCUCUUGGGCGGAGCUCUCCGUUUGGGCGUGGGCACACGGAUUGUAUGCGAGACUUUGAACCUGGUGCCGCGCUUAUCCCCGGCCACACAGUGCGCCUGCCGGUCGACCUUGCCGCUUUUGGGGCUGCUCCUGGGCCACGAGCUGCAGCGUGCCCAUCGACGCAUCUCCGAGGAAGGGAUGGGAAAGAUGGGGCCCAGCUUGGGCCUGGGAUGGGAGUUGCGCAGGAUUUCUGGCCUAGGUCGGAUGUGUCCAUCCGGAAUCCAACUUCCUGAACACGGCUGUCAGGGCGAUUCUCGUGAGACGCUGGAAGAUGCCUUAAGCCCUUUGCCUGAGGAGCCUUUGUACGCCCUGGUGGCUUAUGGCGAAGUGUUUCCAGGCACUGGAAUUCAGCAAGUGGAGUUGGCCAUGAUCGACAGUGUGACGCCGGAGAUCAGGCCGUUCUUGCUGCGCAGCGACGAGCGCAGUGAGGAGCGCAGUGGCCGCUGUGCCUUCCGCCGCGGUGUGGGGCCGGUGUCGCUGUGCAGGGAGGCACAGACGGUCGAGGCUGGUUGGCACGGAAGGAUCGAUGCGGAGGGCUUAGUGCGCUUCCAAUCCAUGCGGCGGCGUGGAACCUCAGUCGACUUGGACCUCGGGAUCAUCGUGGAGCUCUUGGAGCGUCGCCAACGACUGGGUCAGGCGCGUCGCCGGCGUUUGAGUCGCUCGCGCUCGGACCCGUCGCGAAACCCGCGGAGGUCGGUGGACCGGGAACGCGAGGUCACGAACUUGCCAGUGAGGCCGAAACUGCAACGUCCGUUGUUGCGGGACCUGGAGAUCGAGGAGUCACAGGGCGUUGUUUGGUGGAUUGGCUUGGUCGAUAGGUGCGAACGGACACCGCCGGGGUGCUGCGGUUGGUCCGCAGGCUUGAAGAUCCAGACGGCCCUUGCAGGCUUGCCGUUCGGCUUGCAUUUUGGGGAGACUUUCACAGAUUCAGUAGAUGGGGCCCAACGAUGGUUGGGUUUACCUUCCUCGUCGCUCAAUACACAGGAUGAACCCGUGCUGCUUUCCGUCAAAGAUGUGGAAGACGCGCGGCUUCAGGACCAUUUUCAAAAGCAGUUGAAGCGAAAUCAGGAGCUACUACAUCGAGCCACCACACAGAGUGACAUCAUCGGAUACCAGGCCCAGGCGCCGUUCGCACAACCCAUCAUGCAGGCCAAACUGGAUGGACUGCAAUGCUUGGGAGAUGCGAAUGCCUCUUUCUGCGGCGACCAGCGUCGGUGUGUGGGGCAUAGCGAGGUCUACUUGGAACAACUGGCCGUGGGCGGAAACAUCACCGCUUUGACCGCGUUGGACCGGGCACAUUUGGCUUGCGCUUCCACUGAGGGACAAAUUUGGGUCUACAACUGGCGAGAGGAUCGCAUCGUCAGCCAGCUCCGCAGUUCCUCAGUGGUCCUGGCCGAUGAGGACGGCAACCCUGAGGUUUGCCGAGUGAGACGCAUGCAGACCCUGACAGAGGAUGCGCGGGUGCUGGGCAGCACCGACGAGCGCGGCAUGGUUUGUUUGUGGGACUUGUUCGAUAUGUCGAUGAUUGCAGAGUCGCGCUUCCACGAGAAGGCUUGCACCAGCAUCAAGCCAGACUAUUGGAGGCAGAGCUUUGCAACCACCGGAGAGGAUUCCGCGGUGAUACUGUACGACCUGGCACAAGAACAGGUGCGCGAACGCUUCCUGCCCCCACCGCGAACCUGCGGGAACGGGGUGCCCAACACCUGCUUGGGCCUGGGUGGCGAUAGGUUUCCCAACUUGCUCAUCACCGGCGGCGCGGAUGGCAAGCUGCGCAUUUGGGACCAGUCGAUCUCACUGAAGCGGAUGCACACCAUCCAGAUCGGCUCCGUACUGCCCACACAGGCCUUCACCAUUGGCUGGCAAGUCAUCAUCAGCGCGAGCUUCGGUGACUCCUCCUACAGCGGCAUGCGGCCAGAUCGGGGCGGGGUCUAUGUCUACGACCUACGGAUGUUGGCCGAGGGCCACAGUCACAAGACAGGCGCCCUGGUGGUCAAAUAUCCGAGUGGCAUCAGCCAUGCAGAUGAGCUCAACGCGAAGGAGGCAUCGUCCAUGCGGUCCUCGAUGAAAUCCUCCAGAUCCAGAGGCUCCGCCCGCUCGGCGAAGAGCACGUCUGCCUCGCGCAUGGCCACGGAGACAGGCAUCGGAGCAAUGGAUCUGGCCAUCGUGGAAGAAGGCAACUCCAAAAUCGCCGUGUCUUUGAUGGACAAUGUUGUGAAGACCUUUGACCUAGGCACAGGCGAAGAAAUCCCCGUGGAUGAAACACGGAAGUCCAUCAAGAGCCCGCCCAUGUGGGAAUUCGACGCCGUGGAGAAGGUGGAGCGUGACUACGCCUCCACGAGUGUGCUUACGGCCUAUGAUCGAUAUGUUUUUGUUGGUACUACGGCUCCAUCUUUGCAGAUUUGGCGUCGUCCGCUGGCGAGCCGCCAUGGACACAACGACUUCGUGCCGCCGCCCUUGCCGCCGCUGGAGCUGCGGCAGCGUUGCUUGCCCUUGGCCUUGAAUGCGCAUGAUGUUCCACCAGAGGCCUGCCUGGCGGAUCCCAUCUUGCGCCCUGGAAUGUCUUUGCAAUCGGCUCGUCAAGCUUUGGAAGCAGACAGGAACCGCUGGGCGCUGCGUGCGCCACACGAAGUCCUCAAGGCGUGA
Messenger RNA from Durusdinium trenchii, 8784 nucleotides. Lineage: Eukaryota; Dinophyceae; Suessiales; Symbiodiniaceae. The record is from the annotation of a GenBank genome assembly.